CAGAAUAAAAAGCUAGUAUAGGGCACAGUUUCCUCUUUAGUAAACUCUCCGGGUCCUCUGCAAAAACCUCCACGUCGAGAGAGAGGAGACGCUUUACUCUCUGGUUAUCGAGAUCUACUCACUGCUUCGGCUUCUUUCCCCCCCGAAUCAGCAAAAAGAUGUUUGAUGAUCAAGACCUGGGAUUUUUUGCCAAUUUUCUUGGCAUUUUUAUAUUUGUCCUGGUGAUAGCUUAUCAUUAUGUGAUGGCUGACCCAAAAUAUGAAGGCAAUUGAAACUGUUGUUUCUUAGAUCAGAGGCUGAAUGACACUUGCAUGGUUAAACCAUGUCAAUAUUUUUAGUUCUGCUGUCAUGGAAAUUUUAGCCUUCAAUAUAUUUCCUAGUUGUUAUCA
Messenger RNA from Hevea brasiliensis (rubber tree), 389 nucleotides. RefSeq names its product dolichyl-diphosphooligosaccharide--protein glycosyltransferase subunit 4A. Bases 159 to 272 code for a protein of 37 amino acids. The transcript is spliced from 2 exons. The record is from RefSeq and is a predicted model, not a curated record. Lineage: Eukaryota; Viridiplantae; Streptophyta; Magnoliopsida; Malpighiales; Euphorbiaceae.